AUGUUGCCUAUAAUAAUUGCCCACGAACUUCAGUGGAAAACUCGUGCUGCAUAUUUUAUUGUCUCCACCAUAGUUGAUAGUACAGCCCCCCAAAAGUAACUCACCACCACGCAUGUAUAUAUUCCUUGAUUAUUCCCAAAACCUCCCCAAAGUCCCUGCGGAAAGAAAAUUUAGGAAAUCCAUCUUAACUCCCCUGCCACCAGAGGUAGCAUGGCAGAUGAAUGCACUGAAAGCUCUGUUGCGACCUCUUCUUCUACACACACCUGGUGGGAUCUCCAUUCAAGCUCUCUCUCUUCUUGGAACAAUUCCAGCCCGUGGCAGCCUCCUCGCAGUUACCCUAGUUCCCACUCUUCUAAAUGCGAAGAGGAUGCUUCCAUUUCUACCCCUUUCACGAACGCUUCCAAUCACUCCGGCCUAAGCGUCGAUUCCUCUAAUGAUCAGUUGAUUGCAGAAACUGCUUCUGCUAGUGAUCAUCUUUGGAGCCAGGUUCUCCUAUCAGGUGUUGAAAGUAAUAGAGAACUGCAAGACAGCCAAGGUGUUGGAGAGAACUUACUCCAUGCUCUCUCUGCGCCCAAGAACUUAUCAACACGGAUGCACCAACCUGCCACUGACUACUUGAAGAAACUGGACAACAGUUGGGAAUUCUCUGGCUCCACCUGUUCCAACGAUUUAGAAAACUUGACUGCAGAAAGUGAAAGGCAAACCAGGUUCUCUAAUUUGGUGUGCAACUGGUCCAUUGCCCCACCAGACCCACAAGUCAAUCCCCAGUUGCAGCACCAACCAUACAAUCUAUAUUUGAGCUCCUCCAUGGAUCAUCACUAUUCACCACCUGAUAUUUGUCAUGAGACACCAAUUUUCACUGAACCAAAUAAAAAUUCUGGCCUGUUUUCGUGUUAUGGUCAUGAAAUAGAAGUGCUUGAUCAGAAUGAACACAGAAAGAUUGAAGCGCCCCGUAGCUCUGUAGUAGUGGGACAGAACAGUGGAUGCUAUUACGGAAUGAAUGACUUGCUCUGCACUGUAAAUGCAAGAAACUUUUCUGAGGUUGUCUCCUUUAGUAGCAAAUUGAGCAAACCAUUAUUGGGUCCUUGUUUGUCGACCAAACCCUGUCAAAAAUCGUCAGGUUCAUCUUAUUUUAAGAAGCAAACACUCCAAACAAAUUCUAAUUCUCGUACAAGAAACAACGGAAAAGGGCAUCUAAUCACAAAUGAAGCAAAGAAGAAACGAUCUGAACACAGUUCAGAGAUUGCUCUAAAGAAGCCAAAACAUGGGAUCUCCGCAGUUUCAUCGGUAGAGUUGCAGGCUCCAAAAGUAAAGCUUGGAGACAGGAUUUCAACUCUUCAACAAAUUGUGUCACCGUUUGGAAAGACGGACACUGCAUCGGUGUUAUUAGAAGCACUUGGAUACAUAAGGUUUCUUCAAGAGCAAGUGCAGUUAUUAAGCAGUAGCUACACAAGGACUAACACAAGCAAAGACCAAUGGGGAGAGUUGGAUAGGAAUAAUAAGAGUGUAAAACUUGACCUUAGGAGUAAAGGACUUUGUUUAGUUCCUAUAUCCUCUACUCCUCAAAUUUAUCACAAGAACACAGGAUCAGAGUACUGGACACCAACAUAUAGAGGCUUUCUUUACAAAUAAAAGUUGACAAUGCUUCAUUUGUUCUAUUUCUUGUGGUCCAAUUAUGUCAUUAGAAAUUUCUUAAAUAAAUAAUAAACGAAUGAAAGUAUUCAUGGUA
Molecule: messenger RNA, 1729 nt
Organism: Malania oleifera
Lineage: Eukaryota; Viridiplantae; Streptophyta; Magnoliopsida; Santalales; Ximeniaceae
Product: transcription factor bHLH111
Exons: 7
Coding region: 211-1632 (473 amino acids)
Biological process (GO): regulation of transcription by RNA polymerase II
Cellular component (GO): nucleus
Molecular function (GO): DNA-binding transcription factor activity, RNA polymerase II-specific; RNA polymerase II cis-regulatory region sequence-specific DNA binding; protein dimerization activity
Source: RefSeq, a predicted model, not a curated record